AUGGCACCAAAGAAGAAGGAGGAGGAGCAGAAGGUCCUGCUCGGAAGGCCCAAGAAUACCCUCAAGAUGGGAUUAGUCGGCUUGCCCAACGUCGGCAAAUCGACCACGUUCAACGUGCUGACGAAGCUGAACAUCCCCGCGGAGAACUACCCCUUCUGCACCAUCGAGCCGCACGAAGCCAAGGUGACGGUGGAGGACGAGCGCUUCGACUGGCUAGUGAGUCACUUCAAGCCCAAGAGCAACGUGCACGCCUACCUCUCCAUUUUCGACAUUGCGGGGCUGGUCAAAAACGCACACCUGGGGGAGGGCCUCGGCAACAACUUCCUCUCGAACAUAGCGGCAGUGGAUGGGAUAUACCACGUCGUGCGUGCAUUUGAAAAUGAAGACAUCAUCCACACGGAGGGGAACAUAAAUCCAGUGAGGGAUAUGGAGAUAAUAAAUUCCGAGCUGAUUUACAAGGACAUCACUCACUGCGAAAAAAAUCUGGAAGAAGUCACCAAGGUGUUAAAUAGGAACAAAAAAGAUAAAAUAAAACAAAACGAACAUGACGUGUUAACAGUAGUGCUAAACUUUCUGAAGGAACAUAAAUGGAUUAAGGAUGGCAAUUGGAAAGCUUCCGAAAUUGAGGUAAUCAACGAAUUUAAUUUUUUGACCGCCAAACCGGUGGUUUAUUUGGUCAACAUGAGUGAAGCGGAUUUCAUUCGCCAGAAGAAUAAACACUUGGCCAAAAUAUACAAUUGGGUACAGGAGAAAAACAAGGGGACGAUUAUCCCCUACUGUGCGGACAUGGAGCUGAAGUUGCUGUCCAUGAGCGAAGAGGAGAAAAACGCAUAUUUUAAAGAGAAUAAUGUAAAGCAGAGCAUGUUAAGUAAAAUUAUAAAAACUGGCUACUAUGAAAUUAACUUGAUUCAUUUUUUUACGUGUGGGCCGGAUGAAGUCAAAUGCUGGACGAUACGGAAGGGGACGAAGGCGCCGCAGGCCGCGGGCGUCAUUCACACCGACUUUGAGAAGGGCUUCAUUUGCGCGGAGGUGUACAAGUACGCGGACUUGGUGGAGUUCAAGUCGGAGGGCGAGGUCAAGGCCAACGGCAAGUACCUGCAGAAGGGCAAGGACUACGUCGUGGAGGACGGCGACAUCGUCUUCUUCAAGUUCAACGUGUCAUCCUCGGGGAAGAAGUGAAGCAGUGAAGCAGCGGUUUAGCGAAGGAGCGAAGAAGCGGCGUAGUGAAGGAGCGAAGAAGCGGCGUAGUGAAGGAGCGAAGAAGCGGCGUAGUGAAGGAGCGAAGAAGCGGCGUAACGAAGUAGCGUCGCAGCAGCUACUGUACCGGUUGUAACGCCGCCUCCGCGGCUGUCUCCCCCCUACCAAUCGAGUGGUGCAACCCUUCGAAAUAAAAUCACCUGACCGGCAAUAAUUUUACGCACUUUCUCGAACCAUUUACCCCGAAUUUUAAAAAUCGCCUGACCAGGCAAUACUUUUUUGCACACUUUUGCGGACUUUUUUUUUUUUUUUAAAAAAUUAUCAGUUUGGCUAGCUGGUGGCCAGCUGGCACAUUACAAAAAAGAUAAUUUGACAAAUAGGCGGCAUGGCUGUGGAGCGAUCCAACAUUUAGAACUCCACUUGAGUCCCAUUUUGUUGCCCAUUGGGGUCGCUCGAAAUGUUGCAUAACUCCACAGCCAUAUGCCGUUCUUAGGCACCCCCCCCCUCAGUGGAUGUACUUAAAGAGGAACUUCUUGUGGAAGGCCGUGCGCACAGUGUCGUUGAUGAAGGUGCUCCUUUUCUCCUUCUUCUCGCAGGUGUUUCGGAAGAUGGCCUCCUCCGUCCACUUUCGCUUCCUGCUCGCGCCCUCGCCCUCGCCCUCGCCCUCCUCAUUGUCGCUGUUAUUAUCCUCCAGAUUUAUGAGCGGGUUGUUGGUGAGCACAUUGUUCUUUUUGCUUUGCAGGCGUUCCUGCGCCAGCUUCUCCUGUCGCUCCUUUUCCAUUUUCUCUCGCUUUAGGUUUUCCAGCUCCCUCAGGAGUUCCUUCUCCUCCUCGUCCUCCGACUGGUUAGCGGAGGAGUCAUCAGAAGCAUCAUCAGAGGAGUGACCAGCGGAAUCGCCAGCGGAAUUAUCCGACUGAUCGUCAGACGAACCAUCUGAAAUGCCGCCUGGCCGACAACCCUCCUCUUGGCUGCCUUCCUCCGAGUCUUUCUUCGAUUUACCCUUCCGCUUGGCCUUCCC
This is a messenger RNA of Plasmodium vivax (malaria parasite P. vivax), 2215 nucleotides long. RefSeq names its product GTP-binding protein, putative. Bases 1 to 1179 code for a protein of 392 amino acids. Gene Ontology annotation, molecular function: GTP binding; ATP binding; ATP hydrolysis activity. Gene Ontology annotation, cellular component: cytoplasm. NCBI's taxonomy places the organism in Eukaryota, Apicomplexa, Aconoidasida, Haemosporida, Plasmodiidae. The record is from RefSeq and is a predicted model, not a curated record. The transcript has 3 exons.